Messenger RNA from Loxodonta africana (African savanna elephant), 2990 nucleotides. Its product is annotated as probable hydrolase PNKD. The coding region runs from base 20 to 1102 and encodes 360 amino acids. Gene Ontology annotation, cellular component: mitochondrion. The record is from RefSeq and is a predicted model, not a curated record. Lineage: Eukaryota; Metazoa; Chordata; Mammalia; Proboscidea; Elephantidae. The transcript has 9 exons. Gene Ontology annotation, molecular function: hydroxyacylglutathione hydrolase activity.
CGGGUGCCUGCCCCCCGGCAUGGCUUUAGCCGACUGGCCUGCGCCGUGGCUGUGGGUCGCCGGCUUCGGGCUGCUGCUCCUCGUCCUUGUCCUGCUCGUGAGCCCCCGCGGCUGCCGCGCUCCGCGGAACCUCCGCGGCCUGCUCAUGGCGCGCAGUGAGCGGCUGCUCUUCCGAAUCGGGUACAGCCUGUAUACGCGCACCUGGCUCGGAUACCUCUUCUACCGACAGCAGCUGCGCAGGGCUCGGAAUCGCUACCCCAAGGGCCACUCCAAAACCCAGGCCCGCCUCUUCAAUGGAGUGAAGGUGCUUCCCAUCCCGGUCCUCUCAGACAACUACAGCUACCUCAUCAUUGACACCCAAGCCCGGCUGGCUGUGGCAGUGGACCCUUCAGACCCUCGGGCUGUACAGGCUUCCAUUGAAAAGGAGGGCGUUACCUUGGUUGCCAUUCUCUGCACCCACAAGCACUGGGACCACAGUGGAGGGAACCGUGACCUCAGCAGGCGGCACCGGGACUGCCGGGUAUACGGGAGCCCUCAGGAUGGCAUCCCCUACCUCACCCAUCCCCUGUGUCAUCAAGAUGUAGUCAGUGUGGGGCAGCUUCAGAUUCGGGCUCUGGCCACCCCAGGCCACACGCAAGGCCAUCUGGUCUACCUGCUGGACGGGGAGCCCUAUAAGGGCCCCUCUUGCCUCUUCUCAGGAGACCUGCUCUUCCUCUCUGGCUGUGGACGUACCUUCGAGGGCACUGCGGAGACCAUGCUGAGCUCACUGGACACUGUGCUGGGGCUAGGGGACGACACCCUGCUGUGGCCUGGUCACGAGUAUGCGGAGGAGAACCUCGGCUUUGCGGGUGUGGUGGAGCCGGAGAACCUGGCCCGGGAAAGGAAGAUGCAAUGGGUGCAGAGGCAGCGGAUGGAGCGCAAGAGCACGUGCCCGUCCACCCUGGGGGAGGAGCGCUCCUACAACCCGUUCCUGAGGACCCACUGCCAGGCGCUGCAGGAGGCUCUGGGGCCAGGCCUGGGCCCCACUGAGGACGAUUGCUUCUCCCGGGCCCAGCUCCUGGAAGAGCUCCGCCGGCUGAAGGACAUGCACAAGAGCAAGUGAUGCCCCCACCCCAGCCAGCCCGACCCCAAGGUGGGGAGACCGCCCACCUCCCGCACCACACCGUCUAUCUCAUUUCUACCACCGUCACCUCCAUCUGUGCCCACAGCGGCCAUCCUUCCCCCACACUGGUCGGGGGAGGGGAGGGACAAGGCCAUGCGACUUGAGAAAGGGGACAAGUGGAAGCUUCAGAGACCCCAGGGAGUGAGGCUCUUAGGAGGGGCAGGAGAGAGAGGCCUCGGGACAUCUCCAGAGCCUGCUAACUGGGAUGGUCCCCUGCUCGCUUCCCUUGCUCCUGAGACUACAGUGAGGACAUUAUGGAGGCUGCUAUGACCACCUCCCUCAGACAGGAGGUCACCCUCAGGCUGUACCCCCGAACCCAGGGCAGCAGGAGCCAUAAGGGGAUUAAGUCCAUCUUCCCCUUUCCCCCUUCCAGGUGGAAAAAUGUCAGCCCCCCAAAGUGGCCUAAGGUGUGGUGCCUUGGAAAAGUGAUGGCUCAGGUGGCGAGCGAGCCCUGGUUUACUGAGACACUGCCCCUCCCCUCGCCCGGCCUCCCUGCCCCUGCCCCUCCCCCUCUGUCGCGCGCGCAGGCAUCUUGCAGACUGAGCCAUUCCUCCGGAAGUCUGAGCCACGCCAUUCUUAGGUAGGCCCCGCCCCCAAGCCCUCCGGCCAAUCCCCUGCAGCCUGGAAGAGGGCGGGUCCUCGUUGCCAAGGAAACCUGGCCCUGAGGCUAAGGCGACACCUAAAGCCGGUUGUGGAGGCCCACGAGCAGUCUUGCGGGUCACAUGUUCGUCCAGCACAGGGGGCCCUCUGCCCUUGCCCUGGGCCAAAGAGCACCUCCGUCCGGGAGGGAGAGAGAGCCAUGGUCGGUCUCGUGUUCCUCACUUUCGGUCCUUAUUUUCAGAGUUUUUGCUCUGGUUAAGAGCUACGUCUGCUAAGCAAAAGGUCGACAGUUCUAAUCCACCAGGCGCUCCUUAGAAACUCUAUGGGGCAGUUCUCCUCUGUCCUAUAGGGUCACUAUGAGUCGGAAUGGACUCGACGGCAGUCAGUUAACUUCAUUCCUCCUGCUUUACCCUCAACCCCUAUUCUCUUUCAGUUGGUAAAGGUUUAUUUUUAGGCCUCGAAAUUCAUCUGGUCCCUUUGCAGUUUGCCAAGAACGUUCCCAUGUGGUUUCUCCUUUGAUCCUGGGCCCCACGGGGGAGGGACAGGGCCUGCGCCUCCACAGCAAAGAGCAGAAAUGAAGUCUGGGAUCAGAGAGCUCGAGUGAAAUGCAUCUUCCAGGACCCCAGGCCUGGGCCCUGCAUCUGCUCACCCCAUUCCGCAGUUCAGUUUCUCCUCGGGUCUCGGGUCCAGGUCUAUUUGGGGGCCACAGUGGUCCUGAGCAGCCCGAAGCCUUCUCUUCUCGUGUGGAAGCCUUCCCUUGGGCUGUGCUCGCCUCUGGUUAUCCUCCAAGGUGGCCCCUGCUCUCAGUUUCCCCUCAUCUUCCCAUCUCUGCCUCCCUCUCCAGCCACGGUCUCUGGUACCAACUCUAGCAAUACCGUCAGACUAGUUAGAAUCCCCCGCCCCCAACACAACGGUAUCCUGCCUCGGUGCCUUCGCUCAUGCUGUUUCUUCGAACUGGAACGCUUUUCUCUGCUCCCCCUGCCUUGUCUGCCUGGCAAACACCUAUUCAUCUCUCGCAAUCCCACUCAAAGGCCCCCUCCUCCAGGAGGACAACCCCAUGCCCUUCCCCCUCCAGGCUACCUCUGCACUUUGUAAAUGCUUCUCUUGUGGCAGUUAUCACACAGUACUUCACUUGUUUACAUGUUUGUUUCCCCUUCUAGACUGUGAAUCCUUAAGGGCAUGGACUGUAUCUUAUGCAUCUCUGUAUUUCUGCGCCUAGCACGGUGCC